AUGAGUGUUAAUAUUGAAAGGGGUAAAGACUAUUUAUCAUCUGUUAACCAAUCACAUGAUCACUCGAACACCACAAAUACUACAAUUCCAGACCAUGAUGCACAUAAUACAGAACAUGUUGUAAAGGAAAGGAACGCCACCAAGAAAUUUAUUCAGAUAUAUGAUACUAUAAGUAGUGCUUUAUUUGAUAUUGCUGAAGCUGAUAAACCUCCUGUUAUUAUUAAUACACCUAAAUUAUCACUUAUUGUUGGGCGCAUUUCUACUGCUCUGGGUAGCUUUACACAGGAAGUUGGUUCAUCAGGAGUGUUUGCAAUUCCUGAAAUGCAAAAUGUAACAGAUCCAAAUGAAAUUCCUGUAGGAUAUCAG
Molecule: messenger RNA, 366 nt
Organism: Lottia gigantea (owl limpet)
Lineage: Eukaryota; Metazoa; Mollusca; Gastropoda; Lottiidae
Exons: 2
Source: RefSeq, a predicted model, not a curated record